Lachancea thermotolerans CBS 6340 is the source of this 1110-nucleotide messenger RNA. RefSeq names its product SCF ubiquitin ligase complex subunit HRT3 (gene HRT3). Lineage: Eukaryota; Fungi; Ascomycota; Saccharomycetes; Saccharomycetales; Saccharomycetaceae. The transcript has a single exon. Gene Ontology annotation, biological process: SCF-dependent proteasomal ubiquitin-dependent protein catabolic process. The record is from RefSeq and is a predicted model, not a curated record. Gene Ontology annotation, molecular function: protein binding. Gene Ontology annotation, cellular component: SCF ubiquitin ligase complex. Bases 1 to 1110 code for a protein of 369 amino acids.
AUGACGGGUAUACACCAUGACACUCACCAUGAGUCUCAUUUGUUAGGAGACUCCGGAAAUGUUGGACUGGAAGCAGUGAACUUGUGGAAGAGAGGUGUUUUGAAAGAAAAGGACGGCUUGAUGAUGGAUGCCAUUGGAUGCUACAGAAGAGCCUUGAAGAUGGACGGAGAAGUAGAGAAGCAGUACCGCAAGCUAGUUCAUCAAGAAACCCAGACGAUGCGGGAGAUGGAGAAACUCUCUUUGCAGUCUCGGCUACCAAGCACCCAAGAAGGAAAAGAAGCUGAAAAAGCUGGUGAUCUCGUAAAGGAAUCAGGGGAGCAGGUCGAACAAAAUGACUUGCCUUGUUGGAUACUCGAAAUGCUGCCGGACGAUAUUCUUAAAAAGAUCGUGCUGGAAACAGUGCUCAUAUCAGGAGAAUCCUGGUUGAACCUGUCCUUAACUUGCAGGAGGUUUCAUCGGCUAUGCUUCAGAGAGCCCGAGCCGUACCGAACGUUUGCGCAACACAUAUACUCUCUGCAGCACUACGACAAGGCAGCGAUGGCCCUCAAUGGCCUCAGUAGUAUCAAGACGCUGGAGGAAGCUUUUUGGGGUGUGGACUACAGGCGUAUGCUCGAAGAACGAGCAUACGUAAAGUUCCAAGGCUGCUACAUCAGCGUGGUGAAUUACCUCCGACAAGGAGCUAGCGCGGAGGGCUCGUCCUCUUGGAUAAACCCCGUGCACAUGAUAACGUACUACCGAUACUUUCGUUUUUACCCCGACGGAUCCUGCUUGCGGCUAGUGACAACAGAUGAGCCUUCUAAUGUUGUCAGAGGCUAUGACCGUGACAAAGAUAUCAAGAAUGCGGAUCUUUGUCAUUGGUCCCUGAGUAUUGAUGAUGAUCUAUCCCUAUUAACAAUUACUAGACGCAAUGACAAGUAUUCGUUUGAGGAGAAGCUGCGAAUACAUAAACAUGCUCACAAAACACACCAGAGGCUCAAGUGGGUUAGUUCUGGAGCUUUUGAUAAUCGCGGAGAAAGAAUAGAUUUCUCGAUGCGCAAUGAGAAACCUUUUUCUUUCUCCAGAGUCACCUCAUACAAACCUGUCAAAGAGGACCAUGGAGGAAAUAGAUAA